This is a messenger RNA of Desarmillaria tabescens, 2997 nucleotides long. RefSeq lists its product as uncharacterized. The transcript has a single exon. Bases 115 to 2829 code for a protein of 904 amino acids. Lineage: Eukaryota; Fungi; Basidiomycota; Agaricomycetes; Agaricales; Physalacriaceae. The record is from RefSeq and is a predicted model, not a curated record.
GAUGUCUCUUAUCGGAUAAAGACAUUUUACGGAUUGACAGACGCACUGACAAUUAGUGGGAUUACGAAACAGGGCGGACCACUGUCCCCAAUCAAGUGCACCUUGACGAGUAGUAUGGGUAGUCACUGGUUAUCCGAUUCCCUGCGUCACCAAACUGGCCACCUUCAUGUUGCAACACUUCAAGCCUCCCGUGGUCAACCUCAUCUCCCCGACGACAGAAUCUCGAUUCCGGUUGUGAUGGUGGAGGCGAUGGAUGACUCUGCCAUUGUAACAACCUCAUUGCCAACGUGCCUCUCCUCUAUAACGAUGUCGGAACGUUUCCAAAGCGCAUAUGGCGGUGAAACCAACUGGCCCAAAUCAGCCGCCUUCCUUCGAAACGUUCCUAACCCUCCCUCUCAUCUCCAAGUUACAUCGGUCCACCCAGCACAGCCCGAUAUCCUAGUCCAACAUGAUCUCUCGGUGUCGACCUCUCACAUCGAGUUCCUGCGUCUUUCCAUCAAUGAUCCUUCUGCGCAGUACCACAAGCUCAAGGGUUUGAUAUCUUCCUUUGAUUUCCCUUCACUCCAAAAUAUUCGCCUUCCUUUGCCGGCACUACGCCGUGUCCUUUCACAGUGCCUAGUCUCAAAACUCAGGCCUCAUUUGGCCUAUCAGCCAAUUACAGAGACUGACGCUGUUCACUUGGACCAUUUGAUCACAGCAAAGGUACACGAGUACUUCUCCUUUCCUUUUCAUUUUAACUCUACCUUGCUUUCGCUGCCUCUGUCACUCCAUGGUUUUGAUUUCCCCUCUAUCUCUCGCUUGAAUCGCGUAGCAGCCGUGAACGGCCUGCUUCGUGACCUUAACCAUCAUAUAGGAACAUUCCGAGAUAUGGCUCGUAUCACGCUCGCGGACUGGACAUGUCAACUGAACCAUUGUGUCUUUCCUCUUCACGGCGCGUCUCUCAACACCUCGUUCAUGCGGCAACAAAGUGGCCUGCCUUUCCAGUGGCGGCUUGCACAUGACACUAUGCGCCAAAACGGUUUGUCCAUCCGUAACACGGAUCUCUCUUUCCUUUUCUAUGGCGAUGUGUCUCUGCGUCACCUGAAUCGCACGUUACACACUCGUCUCAGUCUACCACCACAGUUUAUAACCAACUUGGCUAAUGCCGGACUGACUCACCUCUUUGACAUCGCAUCCUUCACCCUAGAUCCCGCAAAACAUGACGUUGUGCAACUACAACCUCAUCCCAAUGUCCACUUUCAAAAUGCUACCACUCGCGCUCAAGAACAGUGGUUACAAACCUCACAGUGGCUUUCCGAUUUAACGCUGAUGGAUCUGGUCAAUGGGUAUAUGGCUACGGACUCGGACAUGACAGAUAAUGUUGUAGGGAGACGACGGAGAGCGGUUGGUUGCCAAACUCGCAUACAGAUCGCUGGCACGGAUGACAAUCUCCUCCGUGGUGCAGCUGCGAGUCAGUGUCUGGACUUGGAGCCCCUUUGGUUCCUGGGUUUACCUCCAAGGUUGCGUAUGCAACAAGCACAAGAUCUCAUCAAUGCCUACUACGCUGUUUCCCCUCACGCGCCCUUUCCCACCUCCAUUCCUCCUGGGAUUUUCGCAUCUGACGCAUCUAUGCUUCCGGCUGCACCCUCUUUCCGACAUCAACGUUCAGUAACCUUCUCGUCAAUUUCUCAUUCCUCUGCCCUGGCCAUGAAUCUCGACUGCUUCCGUACUUCAGCGUGGGUUUAUCAUGGCGAGACGUACGGACUCAUAGCAUCAACAAUACAUCAAUACAAUUUACCAUCACCCCCUUCUCACCUACCCUCUUCUCCAACUCUCUAUACCGACCACCUCAACUCUUCUCGUAUUGUAUCUUCCGCUCUCCACCUCCCUCCUCUGCCUCAUCAAUGGUCAUCUCUUCCUGGUCGUUCGCUCUACCGAUGGCUCCUUCAUCUCUUGCAGCAUUCUCCACCACCACAUCAUCCUCCCAAUAUCAUCUACACUCCAGCUCACACCAACUCCUCCUCGACCCCUUCAACAGUUAAUGCGCUUGCAGAUCGGCUCGCAUCAGGUUCUCAGCAUUUACAAAUUCGGCCACCUCCCGCACCCUUACCUACUUUCUUUAUGGAUUCUUUUAUGCUUUACUCACCAAACGACGGCUACAUUGAAACAAGUAUAUCAUCAUAUCUGCCAUCUGUACUCACUUCCGCUGCUUAUUCUAGCCCAGACUUCCGCCCUGCCAUGACGAUGCUACUGCCGUUCCACGACCAACACACACCUCCCGAACAUCCCUAUUUGCGGGCCUCCUCGGCAUAUUCAGCCUUGGUACAGCUCUACGCGAGAUCAGAUCAGCUGGACACGACGUACGCACGAUUCCGACGCUUCGGAAACGUAUCCCCCAUGUGCAUCAGUGGAUGCGAUGCACUGGAAACCGUCCACCACGUCUUCGUCUCGUGCCCUGUGUAUCGCUCCUUCCGCCAACAUGCCACACAAACACUGAUUACCGAGACAUCCCGUAUCCUGGACUCUGCAGAAGUACCCUUGCUCAUUUGCAGGUCCUUUCUUCAGGUGGUCCGAUGUCUCUUUGAAGAUGGCCCCGUUUGGCCCCAAUCUCUAUCUCGCUUCUACCUUGGCCUAACGCCACCCUUGCCCGCACUUACUGGUUUGCCGGGAGCGAAGACAAGUCGUCUGUUGGUACGCAUCGCUCACACGUGGCACACGUCAUGCAUUCGUCUGGCUGGCAGGAUUUGGGCGGAAUAUAAGCGAAGGGUACGUCCGGCUCCAUCGAAAAAGAAUAAUAACGCCGUAGCCAUUGAUUUACCAUCCUUUUUAUCUCCUAUCUUAUCGUCCUGACCGUUUCCCUUCAUACGUGUACCUUUACUUACAAUGAGCUACCGAGGUAGAUUAGUUUGCGCUUAUUUACCUGAGCUGUAUCAGCAGAGGUGGCCAAUAAAUCCAGUUUUCCAGUUUUCCAUCACUACUACUUCGGUUCCUGCCCUCUCGUUCGUUCCUUUUGCCCAU